AUGGUCUCCAAAACGGUAGCCCCGUGUAUCUUCAGCUCACAAGACUCCUUAGCUCUCGCCGUCGCUUGUCGUGACAUAGAUGUCCGAAACGUCAAGGCCCUCAUCAUUGGUCCCCACGAGACGCCGUAUGAAUUCGGCUUCUUCGAGUUCGACUUCAAGUUCAACAAGGAUUACCCCCGCAAGUCACCAACAGUCACUUGUACCACGACAAACUCUGGCCGUACCCGGUUUAACCCCAACAUCUAUGCUAAUGGAAAAGUUUGCUUGACAUGGCGUGGAGAACCUGGUGAGGAGUGGUCAGCUGCGCAGGGCCUUGAGUCUAUCCUCCUCUCGAUCCAGAGCCUGAUGUCUACGAAUCCCUACGAAAACGAGCCCGGAUUCGAAGAUGCCAAUGAGUCAUCGGACAAGAAGAACCAGAAGGACUACGUCCAAAAGAUUCGGCAUGAAACCCUCCGAAUCUCGGUGAUUCAACGUCUCGAGGAGUAUCUUGGGAUGGAUGCAGGCGGAUCUAUCAACCCAAUGGUGCCAAGUGACUACGAUCUCGACAUGGAUACGCUAGAUGAGGAUAGCACCCCGUUCCUGCCAUUCAAGGAUCUAUGCAAGCGUCGCUUCCUGUGGUACUAUGAGUCGUACCUCGCAGCCGUCCAGAAGGGGAAGGAAGAGACCAAGGACGGGCAAUCUUUCACCAGGAUGCCUUUUGAAGGAGCUAGCAACUCGAUGGAGGGAAAGUUCAACUACCCAGAACUGGAGAGGCGGCUGCGCAACAUCAAAAAUGCUCUCGAUGCGGAGACUGACCGAUGGGCGGCUGAGGGAAUGGAGGCCAAGGCCAAAGAGACCACCGUCGCGGUCAACCUCUAUCGCCAGUUCGAGCAGGUGGUCGAGUCCUUCAAGCGUGCAGAUCUCCCGCACAACAUCGAGCUGGUCGACAGCAACCCCUUUAUCUGGGCAGUCACUUAUUUCGGGAAGCCCAUGACGAAUCUCGAUGGUGGGCUGUUCAGAUUCAGGCUUCACUUCAGCCCCAGGUUCCCAGAAGAACAGCCUCGUGUUAGAUUUGAGACCCGUCUCUUCCACCAUAGGAUAUCCCCUGAUGGAACGCCAUGCUAUGUUUCUGCGAUCAGUAAGAGAGAGGAUGUCAAGUCUCACAUUGAGGCGGUGAUUGAUGCUUUGGAGGAGGAGAACCCUCCGUACGAUCCUCGGACGCUGGUCAAUCCGGAAGCCUUCAAGCUGUACUGGGGAGGAGUGGACGAGCGCCGCAACUACAACCGGCGUCUUCGUCGCUCGGUUCAGCAGUCUAUGGAGUAA
Molecule: messenger RNA, 1302 nt
Organism: Podospora anserina S mat+
Lineage: Eukaryota; Fungi; Ascomycota; Sordariomycetes; Sordariales; Podosporaceae
Exons: 5
Coding region: 1-1302 (433 amino acids)
Source: RefSeq, a predicted model, not a curated record